Apiotrichum porosum is the source of this 1461-nucleotide messenger RNA. RefSeq lists its product as uncharacterized. NCBI's taxonomy places the organism in Eukaryota, Fungi, Basidiomycota, Tremellomycetes, Trichosporonales, Trichosporonaceae. Gene Ontology annotation, biological process: N-acylphosphatidylethanolamine metabolic process; N-acylethanolamine metabolic process. Bases 1 to 1461 code for a protein of 486 amino acids. The record is from RefSeq and is a predicted model, not a curated record. The transcript is spliced from 7 exons. Gene Ontology annotation, molecular function: N-acylphosphatidylethanolamine-specific phospholipase D activity. Gene Ontology annotation, cellular component: cytoplasm; membrane-bounded organelle.
AUGGCCCCAAUGAUCUCGACGCUGCGGCGCGCAGCCAUCGUCCUUCCACUCGCGUGGACAGGCGCAUGGCUAGGAUACUAUGCUUACACCGAUACUCUCCGUCGCUCGCACAUUCGCCAAAGGAACGCCGAGCUGAAGAACACGCUUGCGGACCUCCCUGUCGACGCUGCCGCGCCGGCUACGCAGGAAGAGAAGGAUGCCAUCAAGCGUCGCUUCUCGAGCCUCAAGUUUGCCGGUCGCUUCUGGAACCCCUACGUCGAGUGGCGCGAACAGGGCGCUUGGGAAUGGGCCUGGUGGAAGCUCAUUCUCAGCACCAUCAACGGCAAGCUCUUCUUCUUUGACGGCGACCUCCCGGCCGAGCGUCCUAUUCCAGACCUGCCCAUGGCCCGCCCCGACUUUAAGCUUCUCUACGGCUCGCACACGGACGAUACCAUCACAAAGUACGAGCAUGUGGACCCUCACCCCGAGACCCACACCCAGCGUACUCUGAACCACCACCACGAACACAACGGAACGGCCAACGGUACUGCGAACGGUGCUGCAAACGGCGCUGCGAACGGCGCUGCGAACGGCGCUGCGAACGGCGAUGCUCACCAAGAGAUCAUCCGUACCCGCACGCAGGUUGGCGGUGCCGACAUUGAUAUUACGGACAAGCUUACUCUCACCUGGCUGGGCCAGUCGACGUCGUACGUGACGCUCGACAAGCUCGCUAUUCUCACCGACCCCGCACUCCAAGACCGCACUAUUCCCUCGGCCCUCGCUCCCCAGCGUAUCCGUCCUGCUCCCUGCACCCUUGACGAGCUCAAGCGCGUCGACCUUGUCCUCGUUUCGCACAACCACUAUGACCACCUCGACCCCGAGGCCGUCAAGGAGCUGGGCGACAGCUGCGAGUGGGUGGUCCCCACUGGCGCUGGCGGCUUAUUGCGCGAGCUUGGCGUGACCCGCGUCACUGAGCUUGACUGGUGGCAGGAGACCAAGCACGUCCUCUCGCGUCCUGGCCAGGAGGACAGGUCGUACACCAUCACCGCUGUUCCCGUGAUGCACUGGUCUGCCCGUUCGCCGGCCGACACCAACGCCACCCUCUGGUCGGCCUUCCACGUCAAGUCGGACGGCGACAAGCCCCGUUCCUUCAUCCACCUCGGCGACACUGGCUACUCGCCGACCCUUUACGAGGCUGUCGGACGCGUCUUUGGGCCCGUCGACCUCGCCGCUAUCCCUAUUGGAAGCUACGAGCCCCGCUGGCACAUGCACCUCCAGCACACGGACCCCGAGGGUGCCGUGCGCAUGGCACUCGACCUGGGCGCCAAGAAGAGCGUCGGCGUCCACUGGGGCACGUGGAUCAUGUCGGAUGAGAGCUACAACCUGCCGCCUGUGGACCUGGCCAAGGCGCGCCAAAAGCUCGGCAUGAAAGACGACGCAUUCGUCACUCUGCCUGUUGGCGAGACGAUGGUUGUCGAGUAG